Protobothrops mucrosquamatus (brown spotted pit viper) is the source of this 1444-nucleotide messenger RNA. RefSeq names its product vasohibin 1 (gene VASH1). Bases 1 to 1080 code for a protein of 359 amino acids. Lineage: Eukaryota; Metazoa; Chordata; Lepidosauria; Squamata; Viperidae. Gene Ontology annotation, biological process: regulation of angiogenesis. The record is from RefSeq and is a predicted model, not a curated record. The transcript is spliced from 7 exons. Gene Ontology annotation, cellular component: cytoplasm.
AUGGAUGCUGGGAUGUCAGGUUGCAAAGUGGAUGGCGGUGGUGGCGGCGGCGGUGGUGUUGCUGUUCUGCGGAGGUCCCAGGCCAGGGAAGGGGUGGCCCAGCGAGAAGAAGAGCAAGAAGAAGAUGGAGAUGAAGAUCUCCGAGAUGGAGGAGUCCCUUUCUUUGUGAACCGUGGAGGGCUUCCCAUCAAUGAGGCCACCUGGGAAAGAAUGUGGAAACAUGUGGCCAAGAUCCAUCCUGAGGGAGAUUUAGUAGCUCUGAGGAUCCGGGGAGCCACUGAUCUACCCAAGAUCCCCAUACCAAGUGUGCCUACUCUACAGUCAACCACUCUCAUCCCUGAGCGCCUGGAAACUAUACAGCGCUAUAUCAGGGAACUUCAAUACAAUCACACUGGGACACAGUUCUUUGAAAUCAAGAAAAGCAGGCCUUUGACUGGGCUGAUGGAUCUGGCCAAAGAAAUGACAAAGGAAGCCCUGCCAAUCAAGUGUUUGGAAGCUGUGAUCCUAGGAAUUUACCUCACCAACAACAUGCCAACACUGGACCGCUUCCCCAUCAGUUUCAAAACUUACUUCUCAGGGAACUACUUCCACCAUAUUGUGCUGGGAGUGAACAUUGGGGGCCGCUAUGGGGCGCUUGGCAUAAGUCGACGUGAGGAUCUCAUGUACAAAGCUCCCACCUUCCGCACACUGAGCGAGCUUAUUUUUGACUAUGAAGAGGCAUAUCGGUGCUGUUGGCAUACCCUCAAAAAGGUGAAGCUUGGCCAGUGUGUGUCCCAUGAUCCACACAGUGUGGAGCAGAUUGAAUGGAAGCAUUCCGUCUUGGAUGUGGACAAGCUGAGCCGUGAGGACUUCCGCAAGGAGCUUGAGAGACAUUCCCGUGACAUGAGGCUAAAGAUCAGCAAAGCAACUGGGCCACCAUCACCCACCAAGGAUAGGAAAAAGGAUGUACCAUCCCCACAGCGUAACCAAUCCAGUCCACAUCGCCGCAAUAGCCGGACAGAAAGGCGACCAUCUGGAGACAAGAAACCUACAGAACCCAAAGCCAUGCCCGAUCUUAACGGUUACCAAAUCAGAGUAUAAAGAUCUUCUCAUUUGUGGACCAUUUGGUGGAGAGCAUUUGAACCAACACUACCUAUAAGAUGUGCAGUGUGGGAGGGAAUGCAGAGGGUACAAAGUGCAAAUUUUCCAAGGUAUUUAUUUACUUGGGGUGGCAUCCUGUGGAUUAGAGGAUAGCCAUUUCUUUGAAUUAUAUCAGGAACUAAAUACACUAACUAAACAAAAAAAAAUUAAAUAGAUCUUCCACCAGUUAUUCAUUGUUCUACUUAGUGGCAAGGGAAGAUACAUUUUGCAAAGUAAGAGUAAAAGCCCUUUCUGUGCUGUUUUUCAGCCCACACAGAAGUAGAAUGCUUUUGACUUAAAAAAGCCCCAUAGUAGGCUGUAUGUC